AUAGGAGCCUUACAGAGGUGGAGAGGGGGGUGGGCCCCUCACAGAGAUGGGGGGAGGGAGCAGGAUUCCUCAAACAAAAGGGUUUAAGGAGCAAGACCUCUCACAGAGAUGGAGGGAUUAAGUUGCUUACAGAGGAGGAAAAGCUAAGACUCAGGAAGGGCAUGGUCCCUCACUAUUGUGGGAGAAGGCAGGGCUUCUCCUUGAGGGCAAAGGAGGGCCCUCAAGCAAGUGGGAGUAAGAGGGCAAGACCCCUCACAGGGAUGAGAGGAAGAAGCUUGCAGCAGAGCAGGGAGAAAGCGCAGCCCUCUACUGCAUUGCUAGGUCAAGGGGGGCUUAAGAUGACUGGAAUCCUGAGACGGGCUGGACCAACAAGAACUCAGCUAGUGAGCUCUGACGGAUAGACUUGUAUGGCAUAAACACUGUAUGUCACUCUUCUGUCUCUCUGGGAGUCUGGAUGAAUGGGGUUAUGAUCACUGGGGCUGUGCAUCCCUGGGGGUGCCUAUCCCUGAGAUUCUGUGACACUGAGAUUGCAUGUACUGGAGUUCUAUGCCAUGGCAUGGGUUGGGGGUUUCUGAGUUGUAUAGCCUUCAUGAAGUUGUACCAUGGUGUGGAAUUUGCAAAAUCUGUGAUCUGUGGAGUGUAAGAUUUGUGUACACUUGGGUUCCCUCAGGGUUACCUGAAAAGGGCCCAUAAAACCCAGCAUUCCCUCCCCACCUGGCCUCAGGACAGCCUGGCCUCAUGGCAUUCUGGAAUCUGUAGUUCUUUGGCUCUCUCCAUGGAUAUUCAUUUGAGUCCCUGGGAUGUAGUCAGGGCCUGUGAUCUCUCAUUGCCGUGUGUCCCCCAGAAGGAGGGGAGAUGGGCCUGAGCCAGAGCCAUGUUUAGAACUCUCUUGGGGAGCACACGUUCCCCCAAGUCCCCUUCCUGGGCCUGUCUUUAGUGACAGAUGGCUGGAGCCAGGCAGGGCCAGCUCUCAAUCAUUGCAGGCAUGACUUCCAGGCCCCAAAAUAGCCCCAACGUCUAGGGAGGUCAUUAAUCACCUGAUACAGCUGGGGGCUGCAGUAGCUUCUGGCCUGGCUUGAAAUGGAGUGGGGCUGGGGGGCUGAGAGAAGGGCUUUGGGGUUUUCACUGGCUGGUCCUCCACUGGUGGAGAAACAAGGGUAGACUGGGGAAGGUGGGCAGCUGCAUAGGGUGGGUGCCUCCACAGGGCAGCAUUACUCCUGGGUUUGAAUUGUGGAGUUAAAGAACUGAAUGAUAAGAUCUCCGUGGUGAGAUUUAAGGGACCUGGGAGGGCCCACCUAAUGCCCCAAGAUAGAUUUUCCUUGGGCACUCACUCUGCCUGAAGUGCUUCCAUUAAGACUUCACUCCUUUGGGUGAAGAGCUAAGUCCGGGGGCACAGGGGUGCUUGGGAAGGACAGAUCUGGGCAAAUUUCCCACGGGCCCUGAGACGUAAGAGGUCACUGAGUAGAGAGAAGGGAGAGCCUGAAAAACAACUUACUCUUUCAGUUCUGGCAGACUGUCCCACCAGGGGCCCGGUUGAUUAGAACCUUGAGCUCCUAUGAGGCUGGGUCAAGGUCUUAGAGAGUUGAAGGUGGGGUGAGGGAGGGAAGAGGAAGUUCAGAAACAGGGCAACUGCCUGCAAAUUUGUCAUUCUGUCCAUCUGUGAAUCAGCAAUGUGGAGCAGGGAGCUGUUGCUGUGGUGUCUCUUUCAGUCCAAAUAGCCUGGCUUGGCGUUCAAGGCUCCAAGGAAUCUGACCCUUUUUGCUCUUUCACCCAUGACUCCUCCAACAUAAACUAAGCUAUAAUCUUCCAGCACUCCUUGACACCCCACACGCAUCGCCCUUUCCCUGGAGAUAGCCUGAGGGAAUCGGCAGAGCAUGGGCUCAGGUUCAAAUCUCCAUCCACCCUUUAUCAGCUAUGUUAUCUUGGGAAAAUCACUUCCCUGAGCUUCAAUUCCUUCAUCUCCAAAUGAGUGUAAGGCUACUCAUUCUGACCGUAUCAGCUGUAAAAAAGGGAUAAUAGACCUAGCAUCUCAGGUUUAUUGUGAAGUCUAGAUGAGAUAGUACAUGUAAAGUGCUCACAGUACACAAUAUGCUUGAUAAAUGUUGAUCCCUUUUUUAAGGCAGACUGUUGAAGUUUUAGCCAUUCUUUAAGACCCAGCUCAAAAGGUACCCUCUCCAUCGAGUUUUCCCUGGCCUCCCAGUUAGAACUGCACGUGGGGUUUUUACUAUAGCUCAUUUUAUGACCUGUCUACAAUGGUUCCUAAUGAAUAGUAGGCACUGUUUGUUGAAUGAAUAGAUGUCUUAUAGCAUAGUUAUCUCAGUGCCGAUGUCUCUCCCUGCCCAGUGCUGAGAGCCAGAACCGUAUUUGGUUCAUCUUUGUUUCACAGGCACCAGCUCAGAGCCUGGCACUCAAUUCGUGAAGGCACAGUUUUUAACAUCUUUGCCCUCAAGGAGCCUGGGAUCUAGUUGAAGAGACAGGAGUGACCCAGAGAGAAGAUCUGGGUUCAGAUCUCGGCCCCAUCCCCUCUUAGCUGGUUGGCCUUGAGCAAGUCCCUUUACUUCUCUGUACCUCUUUUGUAGAAGUGCUCUGUGAAUCCCUAAGAGCUAUAGAAAUCUAAGGGGGGACGGUUUGCCAUGUUAGCAGUGAUGGUUGUUGUUGUUAGCUGCUUAAGAGUAGCCCCUGACUCAUGGUUAACCCACAGACAACGGAAUAAAACACUGCCUAGUCCUGCGUCAUCCCCGUGGUCGGACCAUUGUGAUCCAUAGGGUUUUCACUGACUGAUUUUUGUAAGUAGAUCGCCAGGCCUUUCUUUCUAGUCUGUCCUAGUCUGGAAGCUCUGCUGAAACUUGUUCAACAUCGUAACAACACACAAGCCUUCACCAACAGAGGGGUGAUGGCUGUGCAUGAGGUACAUCGGCCAGGAAUUAAACCUGGGUCUCCCACAUGGAAAGUAAAAGUCCUACCACUGAACCACCACCGCCCCUCCAGCAAUAAUGGUAGGAAACUUAUUCAGCAGUUACUCUGUGCCAGGCAAUAUUCUAAGGUCUUUCCGUGUAUUAAUUCAUUUACUCCUCCCAACAACCAUACGAGGUAGUAAACUGAGGUACGGAGGUGUUAAGAACUUGCCCAGUUAGUUGCAAGUGGUAAAGCUGGGAUUUGAACACAGGGAAUAUAGCACCUGGGCCCAUGCUAUUACCUAACAUGCUACACUGCCUCUUUUUACUGUUCCGGCUAAUAACAUUACAGAAUUGAGUGCUGAAUUUUGAGGGCCCAACAAUGAGUUCAGUAAGAAUUCAGGUAACUGGGAGAACACUGAGGCCUGGAGGCUCUGAAGGGAAGAGUGGAGGGUUUAAGCUGCCUCUGAAUGAUAGAUAAAAAUUGUGGGAUAAAGAAGGGCAUCCCAGGCAGAGAGAAUAACAGGAGCAAUGGCACAGAGAUAGGACUGAGUUUGGUGUGUCUAGGAGGCAGUGAAGAGGCCAGACUGUCAUAAAUGAAGGAUUCUGCUGAUGAGGGUGGGGGGAAGAGUAUUAAACCCCAACUGUGCAAUUUAGACAGUCACAGGGAGAUAGUUACUGAUUUCAUCUGUAAGUCUGUAACCUUUAAGGUGUGAGAGACCAAAACUAGCCACUGAAUUGACUUUUUCCUGGUGGGGGUUGGGGGCAAGCAGAAGACCAUGUCUGUAUGAAGCUUACCCUUUCCUCAGGCUUCCCUUCCACACCUACCCUGGAGGUUGCCCUUGGGGAAGGGGGUAAAUAUGGUGCGAGGUGGAUACCUGACCCCCAGUGGUUAGCAUAGAAAACUGCAGAUCGGUGAACCUCAACUGGAGCAGUAAGGACCAGCCUCCACCCCACAGUUGGAACUGACACCUAUUCAUCUCAGAGCUCAACCAGGGGAGGGGGCCCUCUGGAGUAACUUCCAUACACUGGACCUCCUGAGUAGGCAAGCUUUCUCAGAGGGGAGCCAGUGUAGCGUGGUGGUCUAGAGCACAGGCUCAGAGGUCAAACUGAGUUAAAACUGAGGCUCUGACACUGCCUGAUCUUGGGGAUUUGCUUAACCUCCUUUUGGCUCAGUUUCCCUACCUGUAAUAUGGUCAUAAUAGUACUGCCUCCAUAGAUUUAUUGUGAAAAUUCAAUGCGAUAAUGUCUGUAAGCACAUAACCCAGUAUCUAGCACAUAGUGAGUGGUCAGUCAAUGUUAGCCGGCAGUGGUAGCAGUGCUGUUAUUAACUCUGGCCUUUGCUUCUGGCUCACUGGCCCUGCAGGCCUCCCCUCCCCCUACAGCACCAGGAAAGAGCCAGGGAAGAGGGGGAAGGGCCUCCAGGAGUGCUCUAGGUGGUGGGUGGCUGCUGUGGAGGGUUCAGGUUUCCCUCAUACCCUGGGCUGCUCCAUCAGCUCAAUUACGGUUCCCAAGGAGUAGGCAGGGCUUUGGCAGCUCCUGGGUGAAGUCAUGGGGAUGGGGGAGCAUGGUUCCCCCUUUCCUCACAAGUAAUUUAGGUCUGCUGUUCCCAAAGGCAGCCAAACUAAGGCCCCUCCUCAGAGGGUUGUGAUGGGGCCAAGCCCUCUUCCUGUCCAGGCUAUUGUAUCUAAUCCUCCCUCUCUUGGGCCUCAGUUUCCCUGCCUGUGGCCUGCGGGAAGAAAGUGCUUCCUGCCUCACAGUCUCCAUGGCAACCGCAAUCAAUGCUGGUGGUGUCCUCCUGACGGGAGAGGUCACUGCCUCCUCCACUCCUGCCUUAUAUUCUCAUACACACAGAUAGACAAUUCCAUGCUGAUACGAGUACACAACUAUAAAUCCAUACUCCUGAUUUUACAACACACCCACCCCUACUAAUCCUCAGACCCACUUCCCACAAACCUACUAAAACACAAAUACCUCGUGCCCUAUACACACUCAAAUACUGAUACACAAGAGGAGAAAUUUGUAAUUAUACACAAAACACACCUAAUAGACAUGUGCACACUCAAGUGUACACACAGAGACACACGUAAGAGUAGACACACUCCCAUACAGACCAACACAGGAAUAUACACCCAGGAAAACACCCAGACACCCAUAGCAUAUUCUGUUCCAUAAAGCUAUUAGAGUGUCUCACAUACACACCCACACUGCCCUUCAAGGCUUUCUCCUUCAGGGUAGCUUCUCUCUCUGCCCCCUUCUCUUGCACAGUGAGGCCACAAAGGUUUCUGGGGAGGCUGUCCUCAGAGACAGAAGCAGGUCACUGCCUCUCUCCUCUGGCUUGGCCCAACCUGGCCAGUAUCCUUCACACCAAGGGUUCCCAAGGAGGUGCCAGUCCAAAGGCUGAGGUGACCCAAGGAAGAGGGGAAGAGGAAGAGGCGGCAGCUGUGGCUGGGAUGCGUGUGGGGCAGAGGCGGGGUGAGGGGAAGAGGGAGGAGACCCAGGGCGGGGAGGCGGAGGGAGGCUGCAGGCGGUCCUACUCUCCUGCCGGGGAGUCUGAGGAGAAGGUGGUGCUAGGCUGGGGCUGGCGUUUCUGAGCCUCAGCCGGUGGGGGCCAUGCCCCAGGCCCACCAUGAACCUGGAAGGGCUGGAGAUGGUCGCUGUGCUCGUGGUCCUCGCUCUGUUUGUCAAGGUCCUGGAGCAGUUUGGCCUCUUUGAGCCCGUCUCCUUGGAAGACAGCGUGGAGGAUGAGUUUGAACUGUCCACUGUAUGUCACCGGCCCGAGGGUCUGGAGCAGCUGCAGGAGCAAACCAAGUUCACGCGCAAGGAGUUGCAGGUGCUGUACAGGGGCUUCAAGAACGAAUGUCCAAGUGGAAUUGUCAAUGAGGAGAACUUCAAGCAGAUUUACUCCCAGUUCUUUCCUCAAGGAGACUCCAGCACCUAUGCCACUUUUCUCUUCAAUGCCUUUGACACCAACCACGAUGGCUCGGUCAGUUUUGAGGACUUCGUGGCUGGUUUGUCGGUGAUUCUUCGGGGAACCAUAGACGACAGGCUAAACUGGGCUUUCAACUUGUAUGACCUCAACAAGGAUGGUUGCAUCACCAAGGAGGAAAUGCUUGACAUCAUGAAAUCCAUCUAUGACAUGAUGGGCAAGUACACCUAUCCUGCACUCCGGGAGGAGGCCCCAAGGGAACAUGUGGAGAACUUUUUUCAGAAGAUGGAUAGAAACAAGGAUGGUGUGGUGACCAUUGAGGAGUUCAUUGAGUCUUGUCAAAAGGAUGAGAACAUCAUGAGGUCCAUGCAGCUCUUUGACAAUGUCAUCUAGUUCCCCAGGAGAGGGGGUCAGUGUGUCCUGGGGGGACCAAGCUCUAGCCCUUGUCCAGGUGGACCUCACCCAUCUCUUCCCAGGUCUGUCCCCACCCUAGCCCUGUCCUGGGGGCUGUAGGGCACCAAGAGCCUGGGAAUACAGUAGCCCAGGUCACUGAAGCUGAGGGGGCCGGGGAGUGGGCAGACUACAUCUAGGAGAUGCUGCCCAGGGUCUAGAACUCCCAACAACUCCCACCCCCUUCCCACCUGAUACCCAUGUGCUGAGGGCACCCUUGCUGUAGGAAAUGAGUGGUCCCCCCAGCUCCCACCCCCACUGUAGAAACCAUGACACUAGACAGAAUGUCUCCUGCUAUGGUGCUCCCCUCAUCCCUGAUCUCAUAAACAUUUCCCCUAAUACUCCCUUCUCAGAGAGGAUGAUCUUUUCUUGGUACUGGCUGGCCUUUGAGACCAGCCUUUGAAAGCCCUGUGAGAGGAGGAACAAGAAUGUAGAAGGAGGAGUCCUGGGCUUGGGCCAGUGGCUAGGUCCUAGGAGGUGGCUGGGAUAGAGGGCAGAAAGACCUGGGUUGAUCAUCAGUGAGAGCUAAGACAUACUAGGCCAAAGCCCCACUCCCCCAGACUAUCGGAAUAUGAGUUUCCAGGCUCUUCAGAAGACCCUAUCUCCUUGGAAGUGCUCCAGAAGUUUUCCAUAUCCUCUUCGGUAGAGGAAAGCCUGAGAUCCUGAUGUUUGGCUCAUUCCUGAAAUUCCUUCCUCUCCUUCCUUCCUGGUGGUGUUGUGGUGACGAUGGCAAAGGAAUAUGUGUGGGGCGAUGUCCUUGCUGAUGCCUGCUGAAGUUUCAGCCUACCCUCUCUGCUCAUCACCCAUUUUAGUUGCUCUAUAUUUUCAUUUACCAUGGCCUCUAGAUUUGGAGGCGUGGAGUGAGUCAGGGACCUUCCUGAACUUGGGUUUCUAUCUCUUCCCCCAGUGAAUGCUUUAGAAGGAAGGAGGAGGAGGGAACCAGGCAUAGCAUCUGAACCCAGGUGUGGAUGCAUUCAUUAGAAUCUUUGAUCAACCCAGGCUCCAUUCCCAAACCCUACAUGACCUCCUCAGUUCCCAGCUAGGGUUUCCUCUUGCUCUACUGAAUCUGCCCAGAGAUGCCCCUGAGCACACUUAGAGGGCAGGGACCAUAUAACCCAGGUCCCAUCUCAUUGUCAGCACUCCUGCCAUGCUGCCACCCCUUAAUAUACCUGCUUGUCCCAUUCAGUCACCCUCCCAGCCAGCCAGGGUCUGAGGGAGAGAACCCCCUUUUCCCAUCAGAACACUGUUGGCUGUUUUGCAUUUUUGGCUCUUCUGUAUAUUUUGUAAAAUAAGAGAUACACCAGAUCCAAUAAAACACAAUGGCUAUGCACAGGCUGCUGUCUCUGCCUUUUUGUUCCUCCCACUCCACACGUAACACACAGCUCCUGACUCCUGCACUUGCAGCCUCAUAGGUCCCCAGGGAAGUUCCUCUGUCUCCAGGGGAGCCAUAGUCUGGCCAUACAUUGGUAGAUUGAGACACAGGUUCUGGAAAGUUGGAAACUCAUCUGACUUCAGAGAAACCCCCAUGGGAAUUUCCUGCCCACUCAAAUCAGAGUAUUUUUGUUUCCUAUCCUGUGAGGAGACAAGGAACAUUAAUAUCCCAAAGACUAUGCCAAGCAAGCUGUCAUUUGGCUAGACAUUCUUACAAGUUGAAUCAAGAAUUUCGACUCUGCAGACUUCUUAAUCUCAAAGUGCUUUCUUUUGAGGAAGGGUACCUUUUAGUUUCUAGUGAAAGUUCCUCUGUGUAAAUAUCCCAACCUUGCCUCUAGUAUGGAUGUGCAUUUGUGCCUACAUCCCACUCAGGAAUGAUGGAGAGAGCAUAUGGGAUGGACCCAGGACAGAUUACCAUGGGGCUAGUGACACAAAGGGUGAUAGAGAUUUCCUAUACGGGGUGGGAAUCUUUCUUCAUUUGGCUCCUGGAGAGGGACCACCAAUGGUCCUCUGGGGUACCAUUAUAUGGUGACUAAGCAUCAUCUGCAGAAGGAGGAUUAGGCCCUUUCCUCCCCCACUGUACACAUUGCCAAGGGAGAAGUAUAGUGUCCAAGAAGAAAAAACUUACUCCCAGAGUCCAUCAUUUUGUCAUCUGUGUUCCCUGCUUACAUCAUCACAGAGCCAUCUGCUUUUCUAGUCCUUGAGUUUCUUUGAUCCUCUUAAAUUUCUGAUGAAAUCUGUGGGCCACAGUCCAGAAGGAAAAAAGAUGUAAUAUUUUCCAUAUAUUUUUAGGAGCAUUAUGUAUCCUUGAAGCAUCCAUGGGCCCUAGGUUAAGAACCUGUGAUCUAGUCUACCCCUCAGCCUUAAAAUUUUAUAGAAGAUAAACCGGCCCAAAGAGAGAAGAGGACUUACUCAAAGCCACCCAGUGAGUUUGUAGCAGGAUCAAGACUAGACCCAGUUUCCCAAUGUCCAUUCAGGGUGACCCUGGGGUACAGUAAAUAUCCAUGUGUGAAGAAUGCAUUCUGUGCAUGUCACUUAUAAUCUAAACAAGGUGAUACUGUGGCAGGCUGUCAUGGUGCCUUCUGCUUUUCCUUCAUGGCACUUUUCAGUUUGUAACCAUGUAUUAAGUGAUUAUUUGCCUGUCAUCUCCAACAUACUGUAAGUACCUGAGGACACCUUGAGUACCUGGACUAGGUCUUGUUUCCUAUCUCCAGGGCCUGGCACAUAAUAGACAUUCAAUAAGUAAUUGUAUGAUAUGUGGUUAAUUGCCUCCAUGAACAACUGCCUCCUUUGCCAUGAGACUGGAAGAACUGGAUGGUGCCCCGCUACCAUUACUGAACAUAUUGAUCAAAGAUUCUAUAGAAAAAUCUUGAUCAAAACGGGGAAAAUACAGAACAGAAUUUCAAAUUUUCAUGGAAUCCUUCCCCUGAAACUAUUGUCCUAAGAUAAUCUUUAAACCUUAAACCAAAAAUAUCUCCUGAAGUCUUCUUAAAACCAAACAAUACUUUAGCUUAACCAGUAAAAAAGUCUGCCUUGAGCAUUAUGCUCUUUUAAAAACUAUCGAUAUGGGACCAAAUUGACCACAGCACCUCGAAAGAUAUGGUAGAAACCUUAGGGGGCAGUGAGUUUAUGUUAAUGGAGGGGGAACAACUCACAGAAGGAAGGUGAGAAUGUUUGUACAACUCAAAGAUUACAAUCAAUGUCACUGAAUUGUAUAUGUAGAAACUAUUGAAUUGAUGUAUGUUUUGCUGUAUAUAUUCUCAAUAACAACAAAAAUAAAAUAAAAAUAAAUAAUGCUGUGUGAAAUAAGUCAAUCACAAAAGGACAAAUAUUGUAUAACCUCACUUAUAUAAAAAGACAAGAAAAGGCAAAUGUAUAGAGAAUAACAUUUAUUAGU
Loxodonta africana (African savanna elephant) is the source of this 9601-nucleotide messenger RNA. RefSeq names its product potassium voltage-gated channel interacting protein 2 (gene KCNIP2). Gene Ontology annotation, biological process: regulation of potassium ion transmembrane transport. Gene Ontology annotation, cellular component: voltage-gated potassium channel complex. The record is from RefSeq and is a predicted model, not a curated record. Bases 5524 to 6216 code for a protein of 230 amino acids. The transcript is spliced from 8 exons. Lineage: Eukaryota; Metazoa; Chordata; Mammalia; Proboscidea; Elephantidae. Gene Ontology annotation, molecular function: calcium ion binding; potassium channel regulator activity.